This is a messenger RNA of Hibiscus syriacus, 538 nucleotides long. Its product is annotated as MICOS complex subunit Mic10-like. The coding region runs from base 43 to 303 and encodes 86 amino acids. NCBI's taxonomy places the organism in Eukaryota, Viridiplantae, Streptophyta, Magnoliopsida, Malvales, Malvaceae. Gene Ontology annotation, cellular component: mitochondrion; mitochondrial inner membrane; MICOS complex. The transcript has 3 exons. The record is from RefSeq and is a predicted model, not a curated record.
AAGAAGAAAAAAGAAAGGAAUUAAAAAAAAAAAACCUCGGAAAUGACAGAUAACAAGAGAUUGGUACCGGAAAAGUAUGAUGUUAACGCAAAAUGGGACGACUGCCUCGAUCUCACUGUCCGCCGCUUCGUUUAUUCAUCAGCCGCUGGUGCUUUUGGCGGCCUCCUAUUCUUCAGGAGUCCAGUGACUCGAUGGGCUUCGGUAGCUUUAGGUGCUGGGAUUGGAAUUGGAUCUGCAUAUACAGAAUGUUCUCGUAAUUUUUAUGGAUAUGAUGCUCCUGUUUCCCAGGAUGGGAAGCAGUGAGUUGAAGUUGUUGAAGUUCCUCUAAGUUUACAGGUUUGAAUUCAGAGUUUUUCAUAAGCUGGUAUUGUUUGUGGUUUCCCCAGCAAUGUCUUUUGAAUUUUAGUACAAACAUUGUUGUUGGUGGGUCAACAAUUAACAUGAUGCACCGGAAAUUUGGCAUGACUCCAGUUGUCUUUUGCUUUGUAAUUCUAUCAUAAGUAAUAACACAAAUUUGAAGAAUGUAAUAAUUCCUUAA